AUGCGGCGGAACCUCAAAAGAUAUCAGAGAUCCUAUGGAAUAAAGGGGAUCUCGUUCAUGAUCCUCAACGGUAGAAAUGCUGCAAGUUCCAUUAACAAGCUCACAAAGCUGGUUUCCAUUCCUGUUUACCAAGAACCCCAGAACAAAACAUACUGGGAAGCACUGGAUGGCAAGAAAGACGAUAUUCUGUUAUAUGAUCGCUGUGGACGGCUGUCUUCCCAUAUUAGGAUGCCUAAAAGUAACAUGAGGUACCCGCAUGUGUGGAACAAUUUGUUCACUGCCAGUGGUAACCAAGUGUGUGGGAAAUGUACACGUGUGUCUCGAGCCAAAACCACGAUGGCAACAACCAGAACUACACAACAAAGCACAACACCAGUUACCUUGGAAACCAAGGUACCACCGCGAACACGGCCAUAA
Molecule: messenger RNA, 417 nt
Organism: Actinia tenebrosa (Australian red waratah sea anemone)
Lineage: Eukaryota; Metazoa; Cnidaria; Anthozoa; Actiniaria; Actiniidae
Product: selenoprotein P
Biological process (GO): selenium compound metabolic process
Cellular component (GO): extracellular region
Molecular function (GO): selenium binding
Source: RefSeq, a predicted model, not a curated record